Messenger RNA from Fukomys damarensis (Damara mole-rat), 516 nucleotides. RefSeq names its product dynein heavy chain 3, axonemal-like. The transcript has 4 exons. Bases 1 to 513 code for a protein of 170 amino acids. The record is from RefSeq and is a predicted model, not a curated record. Gene Ontology annotation, biological process: microtubule-based movement. Gene Ontology annotation, molecular function: minus-end-directed microtubule motor activity; ATP binding; dynein intermediate chain binding. Gene Ontology annotation, cellular component: dynein complex. NCBI's taxonomy places the organism in Eukaryota, Metazoa, Chordata, Mammalia, Rodentia, Bathyergidae.
AUGAUCACCACAGAAGCCUUGUAUGGGUACGAGUACCUGGGAAACUCCCCACGGCUGGUGAUCACACCCCUCACUGACCGCUGCUACAGGACACUGAUGGGUGCUUUGAAGCUGAACCUUGGGGGAGCUCCAGAGGGCCCAGCUGGAACAGGCAAGACAGAGACCACCAAAGACCUGGCCAAAGCUUUGGCUAAGCAGUGUGUGGUCUUCAACUGCUCAGAUGGUUUGGAUUACAAGGCCAUGGGGAAGUUCUUCAAGGGGCUGGCUCAGGCUGGAGCAUGGGCCUGUUUUGAUGAGUUCAACCGGAUUGAGGUAGAGGUGCUAUCUGUGGUAGCCCAGCAGAUACUCAGUAUUCAACAAGCCAUUGUCUGGAAGCUGAAGACAUUCAUCUUUGAAGGUACUGAACUCUCUCUGAACCCAACCUGUGCCGUCUUCAUCACCAUGAACCCUGGGUAUGCUGGCAGGGCUGAGCUGCCAGACAACCUCAAGGUAAAUGAGCCUGUAUAUGCAUAAACC